Gopherus evgoodei (Goodes thornscrub tortoise) is the source of this 3799-nucleotide messenger RNA. RefSeq names its product trafficking kinesin protein 2 (gene TRAK2). The transcript has 17 exons. Gene Ontology annotation, biological process: anterograde axonal transport of mitochondrion; neurogenesis. The record is from RefSeq and is a predicted model, not a curated record. Bases 457 to 3249 code for a protein of 930 amino acids. Gene Ontology annotation, cellular component: dendrite. NCBI's taxonomy places the organism in Eukaryota, Metazoa, Chordata, Testudines, Testudinidae. Gene Ontology annotation, molecular function: GABA receptor binding.
CGGUCGCUCUGUUAUGACGCAAAGCAGCGAUCAUCACCGUCUUCCUUCCUCUGGGCUGGCCCGCGGGUCGCGACCCCUGCUCCCGGGGAGCGGCUGAGGCUGUUGUCUGGCUAGCGGAGGCGCCUGGAAGCGCCAGCAAGGGGGGAACCCCGCCCCGGAGCAGAUGAUGGCUGAUCUAAGAGAAACCAUCACAUGAAGCUUGCUCAGUACGUCAUAAAAAUUUUACUGAUCUGUACCUCAGAUGAAGUAUCAAGUGUCAAAUGAGGCAAUAGUAGACCAAGAAUAUAAUCCAGCCUAUAGAAGUGAGCUAAGAAAACCAGGAGUAAUUAAUGCCUAGGUAGCUUGAUGGAUCUCAUUUCAAACCAAAGUCAUCCUUCAACCAAAGUAAGAAAGGGACCAUGCACAACCUGAACACAGAAUGCCAUUCCUAAAUAACUGAAGCGUGAAGAAACCCUCAUGAAUAUCAACCACGGAGAUCCGGAGAGCAUCACUGAUGUCUGCUCCACUGAGGACCUUCCUGAAGUAGAACUGGUGAACAUGCUGGAAGAACAGCUACCACAGUAUAAGCUGCGAGUGGACUCUGUGUAUCCGUAUGACAACCAAGACUGGCUCCAGGUCCCCUCCCGCUAUAGCCAUGUCCCCCAAACCAUCUCUCCUGUCCUUGCUGAGGAGACUUUCCAUUACAUGAUCUACUUUGUAGAUGUGAAUGGAGACAGCAACAUGGCACUAGAUAACAAGGACACUAAUCAAAAUGAAGAGUUACUUACAGCGUUUGCUAUGCAAGUCCUCGGCACAGACAGAGUGGAGCAGAUGACAAAAACCUACAAUGACGUUGACAUGGUGACACAUCUGUUAGCUGAGCGGGAUCGGGACCUGGAGCUAGCAGCUCGGAUUGGACAAGCCCUUCUUAAGCGGAACCAUGCCCUGACAGAACAGAAUGAAGUACUAGAAGAACAACUGGGACAAGCCUUUGACCAAGUUAACCAACUCCAGCAUGAACUAUCGAAGAAAGAUGCGUUGCUUCGUAUUGUUUCAAUUGCUUCUGAGGAAAGUGACACAGACUCCAGCUGCUCUACUCCACUUCGAUUCAAUGACUCCUUCAACCUGUCGCAUGAUCUGUUGCAGCUGGACGUCUUGCAGGACAAACUCAGGGAACUGGAGGAGGAGAACCUGGCUCUCCGAUCAAAGGCUUGUCAUCUAAAGACAGAAACGAUUACAUAUGAAGUGAAAGAGAGGGAGUUGGUCAGUGACUGUGUCAAAGAGCUCCGGGAAACACAUGCUCAAAUUGCCAGAAUGACAGAAGAGUUAUCAGGAAAGAGUGAAGAGCUGAUUCACUAUCAGGAAGAGAUCUCAACCCUCUUGUCUCAGAUUGUUGAUCUUCAGCAUAAACUCAAAGAGCAUGUGAUUGAAAAGGAGGAACUGAAACUUCACCUACAAGCUUCCAAAGAUGCCCAGAGAGAGCUGACAGGAGAGCUGCAUGAGUUACAGGAUCAGAAUGCAGAAUGUGUAGGGUUGUUGCAUGAAUUACAAGAAGAAGUGAAGGAGCUGCGCAGCAGAGCCAGCCCUGCUGCACAUCUCUGCCGCCCCCAGUCAUGUGGGGCAUUUCCUUUGGAUUCCCUUGCAGCAGAGAUUGAGGGGACAAUGCGGAUGGAGCUGAUUCUAGAUGAAGAAUCUGCUCUCAGUAAACAAAAGGUUCAGCAGAAACGGGUGUUUGAUACUGUCAAGGUUGCUAAUGUUACACGUGGUCGCUCUUCUUCAUUUCCUGCCCUGCUACCAAUCCCUGGAUCUAAUCGUUCAAGUGUUAUCAUGACCGCAAAGCCCUUUCAGUCUGGCCUACAACAAGUGGAAAGCAAGGCACAUCUGAACCAGAGGAGCAGCUCCAAGGAAAUCUCAGAGAAUAACCAAAAGCUGGGCCAGCCUGGGACCCCUGGAGACAAUGAUUUAGCUACAGCUCUGCACACACUUUGCCUCCGUCAGCAGAACUACCUGAGUGAAAAGCAGUUCUUUGAAGAGGAAUGGGAGCGUAAAAUGCGUUUGCUGGCUGACCAGAAAGAAGAGGCUGGUGACUGUUGCACACCAACAGAGAGUUGUCUGUCCUUGGGUACAAAGUCAGAAUUCGCUGACUUGUCUGCGGGCUCUCCCUGCCUCCGUGCGCUCCUGCCAGAGAAAUUACAAAUUGUUAAACCUCUCGAAGGAUCUCAGACUCUGUUCCACUGGCAGCAGCUUGCUCAACCCAACCUAGGUUCCAUCCUCGACCCACGGCCAGGUGUUGUCACAAAAGACUUUACCCCAUUACCUGAGGAUGCCGUCUAUCACAUCUCUGACUUGGAGGAAGAUGAGGAAGAAGGAGAAGGAGGUAUAACAUUUCAAGUGCAACAAUCCUUUCUGGAGGAAGGGAAACAUGCAGUGCCAAAGCCGGAGGCAGGGAUCUUCCUGCCACCUAUUACUUCAGCAACAGUGCCACUUGCUGCCUCAAAUCCAGGAAAGUGUCUCUCCUCCACAAACUCCACGUUCACAUUCACUACCUGUAGGAUCCUUCACCCCUCUGAUGUCACUCAAGUUACCCCCAGCUCCAUGUACACUCCAUUAUCAUUUGGAAAUAGUGGCAACAGUACUGGCAAUACAACGAUGAGCUCUCCAGCCAUGUCCUGUAGGUUUAGUAUUGGAGAAUUCCUCAUCGACAGAAGAGACUCUUCCACUACCUUGAGCACCACCACCAGUCUGGCUAAACUCUUGCAUGAACAAGGCAUCUCUGCCAAAGUUUGUGAUAGCCCCAUGCCAGAAAAGCUGCCUAUACUACAGACUCUACAAACCCUUCCCAUUCCCUCCACUCCCCCAAAUUCUCCCUCGCACUCACCUUGCUCGUCCCCUCCACCUUUUGAGACUCGAGCUUAUCUCUCUGAAAACUUUCUGGCAUCACGACCAGCUGAAACAUUCUUGCAGGAGAGGUGUGGCCUGAAACCAUCCCAUAACCCUCCUAACCUAGACCAAUUGAAGAUGAACCUGGUGGACAGGCUGAAGAGGUUGGGUAUUGCCAGAGCAGUCAAACCCCCUGGUACAGGAGACCAUGGAAAAAAUCAAAGGCCAGAAAUUGGCCUGCAGCGGCAGGACUCAGCUGUGUUUUUAAGUGCAGGUAGAAACCUGAUGGGUGGACUGAGAAGAAAUCAGAGUCUUCCAGUCAUGAUUGGGGCACAUGGAGCUCCAUUUUGUACAUCCUCGUCAAAAAUGGGUAUCUUAAAGGAAGACUAAGUGGUUUCCAAGUAACAGACUUCAAGCAGAACAAAUAAUACAUUACGGCUGAACAUCUGAUACAGGUGUGGAAUGGAGAGUUGCAGAAGGAAUGUGCAUGUUAAAGUGGAAAAAGAAAGGGAGAUGGGGUGAGAGAAAGAGUUUGCAUGGAGUUGAGGAAGGAAGAAGGAGGAGUUGGGAAGAGAUCGCAGGAAAGAAGAAACCAAAGCUAAAUCUUGAGACCCUUUAGACAUCUGACUUCCUGGCUUAAAUAAAAGAAGACAAUAUCAAAUGCUUGUCAGUUAUCCUCCACUUUCAGAUGUAUGUGUCUAGGACAAUAAAUGUCUUGUAGAACGGUCUGUCUCCCCCUUUCCACCAUGAUCAUAUUAUUUUGCCAAAUGUUAGCGGUCAGAUUGUACAAAUGAACAAGGAAUCUGUUCUUUACUGCACUCGAAUAAUUGGUCCAAAUCCAUCUCUAGUGAAGAAAAAGCACAGGAACAACUCUGAUUCCUCUGGUUUUUUUUUUGCAUUUCCAAUGUAGAAAUUAAACUGAACCUCUUCUUUUAAAAAA